GUAAUCGGAAAUGUGGAAUUAGGGUAAAUGUUAAAAACCCAAAUUUUCAGAAUCCUCACAACUCUUGCAAUGUCGUCAUCGUCUCCCUCGUCAUCUUGGUCCUGCAACAAAUGUACUUUCCUCAAUUCGCCAUCUCAGAAACUCAAUUGCGUGAUCUGUUUGACUCCCGCUUCUAUCCCUUCUCCGUCUCCUUCUCUCUCUGUCUCCACGAACGAUGAAGCAAAGUGGGCUUGCAAGGCCUGUACUUUUCUGAACACGUACAAGAACUCAAUCUGCGACGUCUGUGGAACGCGAUCCCCCACGUCUUCUCUACUGGGCUUCGACGAACUGACUGAUUCGGGUCUCGAUAGUAAUAACCCUGAUUCCUCCGUCGGCUCUGUUUUUUUCCCUCUUCGGCGGUGUAACAACAAGCGUAAGGCUAUGGAUGAUGACGUCGUUGAGAUUGGUAGUGGUUCUGUUGUUCCUGGUAUUAUGAAGAAAAACAAAGAAAUUGAAAGCAAAGGGGGGGACCUAGGGGUAGCUUCUGAUUCAGGAACAUCUCUAUCUUGUUUGAAGAUCUUAACCUACAAUGUUUGGUUCCGUGAAGACCUUGAGUUGAAACCAAGAAUGAGAGCUAUCGGUCACCUUAUUCAGCUUCAUUCUCCUCAUCUCAUAUGUUUUCAGGAAGUAACUCCUGAGAUAUAUAAUAUUUUCCGCAAGUCGAACUGGUGGAAAGAGUAUUCUUGUUCUGUCUCAGUUGAUGUGGCAGAUUCGAGAGGCUACUACUGCAUGCUGUUGAGCAAGUUAGGGGUAAAAUCAUUCAGCAGCAAAAGCUUUGGGAACUCGAUGAUGGGAAGAGGACUAUCUAUCGCAGAAGUUGAAGUUCCAGGGAGAAAGCCACUUGUUUUUGCAACUAGCCAUCUCGAGAGUCCAUGUCCAGGUCCUCCAAAAUGGGACCAAAUGUUCAGUCGAGAACGUGUUGAACAAGCCAACGAGGCAAUCGAGAUUCUCAGUGCUAAUACCAAUGUGGUAUUCGGGGGAGACAUGAACUGGGACGACAAGCUAGAUGGUAAAUUUCCUUUGGCAGACAAAUGGGUCGAUGUUUGGGAGGUUUUGAAACCAGGUGAUUUGGGUUUUACAUACGACACAAAAGCAAACCCAAUGUUGUCCGGAAAUAGAGCAUUACAGAAACGGUUGGACCGGAUUUUCUGUCGUCUGGAUGAUUACAAGCUUGGUGGAAUCGAGAUGGUUGGGAAAGAGGCUAUUCCUGGUUUAUCAUAUGUGAAAGAGAAGAAAGUGAGGGGUGACAUCAAGGAGUUAGAGCUUCCGGUGUUGCCUAGCGAUCAUUUCGGUCUGCUUGUAACUCUUUCACCAAAAUGAGUUCAGACUAUACCGAGCUCGAAGUUCCUUUUCUCUAGUGGAAGUUUUUAUUACUAGGUUAAAAACUUUAGGGAAUCUCCAAAAUCUGUGCGUAGGGUUUAUCCCUUUCAAACUGAUGAUAAUCAGUAUUUUGGUUUUAGUUUUGUAUUUUUUGGUUUGGGGAUGUCCUUGUUUCCUGAUUGGAACUGAACGAUCAGUCUUAUUGUUU
Messenger RNA from Capsella rubella, 1567 nucleotides. RefSeq names its product tyrosyl-DNA phosphodiesterase 2. NCBI's taxonomy places the organism in Eukaryota, Viridiplantae, Streptophyta, Magnoliopsida, Brassicales, Brassicaceae. The transcript is spliced from 4 exons. The coding region runs from base 28 to 1359 and encodes 443 amino acids. The record is from RefSeq and is a predicted model, not a curated record. Gene Ontology annotation, molecular function: 5'-tyrosyl-DNA phosphodiesterase activity; single-stranded DNA binding. Gene Ontology annotation, cellular component: PML body; cytoplasm. Gene Ontology annotation, biological process: double-strand break repair.